GCCUCAUAGCCUCUCUUCUUAAUGCCAUGAUUCUCUGACCCCAACAUGGAGCAUGGAGAACAGCACCACUAUAACUGAGAUCAUUCUUCUGGGGCUCACAGAUGCCUGUGAAUUCCAGAUGCCAAUCUUCGUGGGGCUCCUCCUGACCUACCUUACCACACUGCUAGGGAACCUCCUCAUCAUUGUUGUCACGCUGAUGGAUCAUCGCCUUCACACCCCUAUGUACUACUUUCUCAGAAACUUUGCUGUUCUGGAGAUCUGGUUCACUUCUGUCAUCUUUCCCAAGAUGCUGAACAACAUCCUAACAGGGAACAAGACCAUCUCCUUACUGGGAUGCUUUCUGCAGGGUUUCCUUUACUUUUUUCUAGGAACCACAGAAUUCCUUCUUCUAGCUGUGAUGUCCUUUGAUAGGUAUGUGGCAAUCUGUAACCCCUUGCGUUAUGCUACCAUCAUGAGCAAAAGGGUCUGUGUGCAGCUGGUGCUCUCCUCAUGGGUGGGAGGUUUCCUUCUUAUCAUUAUCCCAAGUGGUAUCACAUUCCAGCAGCCUUUCUGUGGCCCCAAUGUCAUCAAUCACUUUUUCUGUGAUAAUUUCCCAUUGCUAGAACUGGUCUGUGCAGACACAAGCCUGGUGGAACUGAUGGGCUUUGUUGUGGCCAAUAUCAGUCUGCUAGGUACCUUAUCUGUCACUGCCCCCUGUUAUGGCCACAUCAUCUAUACAAUCUUGCGUAUCCCUUCAGCCAAGGAGAGGCAGAAAGCCUUUUCCACUUGUUCCUCCCACAUCAUUGUGGUAUCCCUUUUUUAUGGCAGUUGCAUCUUUAUGUAUGUCAGGACAGGUAAGGGUAGUGAGGGAGAGAACCUGAACAAGGUGGUGGCCCUCCUCAUCACUGUAGUGACCCCAAUGCUCAACCCUUUCAUCUAUACCCUGAGGAACAAACAGGUUAAACUGGUGAUUAGGGAAAAGGUGAGCAAGUGGAUUUCCCAGGUCUGAGAUGGAGUUGCACAGCUAGGAAAAUUUGCCAGAGGUGCCACAACCUCUUUUGUUUCCCUAACACCACUGUCCUAGUUAUCUCCUCCUCUCCUAACCCAGAUAUUUUUUUGUUCUCUUGACUUGGACCAGCUGCCAGAUUGAGCUAUUCUGAACACAAUGCCCUCAACCCUUUUUACACAUAUUAAACCCCAAAAGUCUCUUACCCUUCUCACCCUGAUGAUUUUUUAGAUCCAUGGAAGUCAGGAGGCAUAGAACACAGCAAAGUCAAUACCACAAUUGUGCUUUCUUCAUGUUGUUGUCCAUUUCCUAUGCUCCUGCAUCCUAAGUGUGGUUUCCUUCAUUAUAAUUCUUUAAAACAAACCCAGUUAUUACUGUUGCAUUUGAAACUUUUGAGUGUAUCAUCAUGUUGUAUGUCUUUAAAACCUCAUCUAAAGUAACUCAAAUUGUUUUUACCUUCUGUGAGUUUAUGAUUUAAAAUGUACAAAAUUGAUAUGGUCCAUUGGGUAAAAUAAACAUAUAUUGAACAAAUUAUCUUUUUAAAUAAUGUACCUGCAUAAAUUAAAAUCAAGAGGGAGGGAAGUAUAUUUCAUGGAGUAGAAGGUUAGUUAAGUUGGAAUCACUCUCAGUUACAGUUAAGAAUAGUCUCAUUUGGAGUGGUUCAAUGAUUUUUAAGAGUGAUAUAAAUAAAUGCUAUUAGUAAUGAUUCUCCCAAAAAUUCCUUCUUUUGCCUCAUUGCAAACGUAUCUCCUCCAUACCUGGAACACAGCAAUUCCUUUUCUCCUUAAAUUCACUGUUUAAAAUUUGUAACAUGUCUCAGCUCUCAACUCAGGUGUCACCUGUAUCACACAAAUCUAUUCCCUCCUCCAGAUGUUAGUUCUU
Messenger RNA from Antechinus flavipes (yellow-footed antechinus), 1867 nucleotides. RefSeq names its product olfactory receptor 49-like. Gene Ontology annotation, biological process: G protein-coupled receptor signaling pathway. The coding region runs from base 53 to 988 and encodes 311 amino acids. NCBI's taxonomy places the organism in Eukaryota, Metazoa, Chordata, Mammalia, Dasyuromorphia, Dasyuridae. Gene Ontology annotation, molecular function: olfactory receptor activity; G protein-coupled receptor activity. Gene Ontology annotation, cellular component: membrane. The record is from RefSeq and is a predicted model, not a curated record. The transcript has a single exon.